Sander lucioperca (pikeperch) is the source of this 5767-nucleotide messenger RNA. RefSeq names its product mucin-19-like. The record is from RefSeq and is a predicted model, not a curated record. The transcript is spliced from 44 exons. Gene Ontology annotation, cellular component: extracellular matrix. NCBI's taxonomy places the organism in Eukaryota, Metazoa, Chordata, Actinopteri, Perciformes, Percidae. The coding region runs from base 60 to 5597 and encodes 1845 amino acids. Gene Ontology annotation, molecular function: protein binding.
CCAUUUGGUGGACUGUUUGUGCAGUUCCUCCUGGUUUCACAGAGAGAGCAUCAGGCAGCAUGACCUCGCAGCGAUGGAUGCUGGCAUUCUGCUUUUCACUGGCCUCAGUUUUAAGCCCAGGGGAAUCUAUCACAACAACAGAAACUCAGAAAUACACUUGCAGGACAUUUGGCAGCGGGGUUGUCCAGCCUUUCAGCGGUUCAAGUUUCUAUGUUCGCUCCAACUGCCCAUUCACCCUAACCCGUUUCACCCACAACCGGGUGGAAUGUGAUAUCACCACACGGCGUGGUGACAACGGGCUGCUGGUCCGAGUUGAGAUCAUAAUCAACAAAGUCAGGACUGUUGUGCAGAAUGGGAGCAUCCUGGUGGAGAAGAAAAGUGUUUCCCUUCCAUAUGACCACACCUACCAGCAUAUCUUUCACUACGGCAUCUACACUAAACUGAAGAGCUCGCUGCUCCCUCUGUCUGUCACCUGGCACGAUGUACCAGGAGGAAUAGACUCUUUGCGGGUGGAGCUAGAGCAGAAGCUGAGCACCGACAUGACUGGACUGUGUGGAAAACACAACGUCCCAGGCAACAAGGACCAGUUGGUUAAGGAGAGCGUACUUCCUGAUGACACAUGUCAAACCCGAGAUAUUGUGCCCGCUGAGAAUCAAGUAUGCAAUAUGUUCAUUUCCAACACCUUGGAAUGUCUGCAAGUCAUGGCGCCUCAAUAUAGCCAACUCUGUCAAAAGAACAUUUACGGCUAUGAAAUGAGCAAAUACAUCGGCUGCGCUUUCUUCAAUGAAGUUGUCCAAAAGUGUGGAAACAGCUAUGCCUGGAAGACAUGGAGAAGAGAUACCAAAUGUGCGGAGCCAAGUUGUUCAGGAGACCUGGUUUAUGUGGAACAGGGUGCGGCCUUUGUUCCCAGCUGCUCAAAUCCAAACCCUGGAUUCUCCAACCAAGAACUCACCAGCUCCUGUGUCUGCCCAAAGGGCAAGGUGCUUAAUGAUCACGCAGAUGGUUUCCACUGUGUGAGUGUGUCCAGCUGCCCCUGUGUCUUUGCUGGUAGGAGAUACUCACCCGGAGACAUGCGCACAUCCAAGUGUCAGUCAUGUGUGUGUGACAGUGGAAAAUGGCAAUGCUCUGAAAACAACUGCCCCCCCAGAUGUCUCAUUGAAGGGCAGUUUGUGACAACAUUUGAUGGCAAACAAUAUGCCCUUCCCGGUAAAUGUACAUAUGUGGCUUCCCAGGGUCUCAACUGGACGAUAACAAUCAAGUUUUCUGAUGAGGCACCCUCUCUGGAAACAGUCACUCUUCUGCUUUCUCAGGAAAUGUAUACGUUUUCACAUGACAAGGUUAAAUUCAGAGAGGAGGAGAUCACUGAACUUCAUCAGUCUGAUCAUGCUCUGGUUUUCUGGCAGUCCUCCAUGUAUGUCCAGGUCCACACAUCCUUUGGUAUGAAGAUCCAAGUCCAGGUGUCUCCUGAAAUCCAGCUGUACAUCACCCCACCCAGAAACCACACAGAGGUGAUCUCAGGUCUUUGUGGAAACCACAACAGUGACACCACAGACGACUUCACCACCAGCAGCAGGAUCAUUGAGAACUCCGCUCAACCUUUUGCUCAGUCCUGGAGUGUGGGUGCUUGUCCGGAGAACAUACACAGCACCUGCAUCAGCACAGACAAUGAAAUAUUUGCUGAUGAAAAGUGCUCUGUGUUGAACAACCCAACUGGAGUAUUUGCUCCAUGCCAUGGUUAUAUCCCAAUUGAUCACUACCACACGGCUUGCAUCCAAAGAACAUGUAACUGUGGCAGCAGUCUGCUGCAGUGCUUGUGUGUUGCCCUGGGCAGCUAUGCCAAAGCCUGUGCCAAUCUGGGUGUUGUAAUUGGUGACUGGAGGACAGCCACCAACUGCACUUUGAAAUGUGAGAAGAACCAAGUAUUCUCCUACAACAUGCAAGCCUGCAACCACACAUGCCGUUCCCUGUCUGGCCCUGACCCUCGCUGUGGGCUGGAAGACGCUCCUGUGGAGGGCUGUGGCUGUCCAGAGGGAACUCACCUGAACCAAGGAGACACCUGUUCCCCAAAGGCAGAGUGCGUUUGUCACCACUUCCGCGGUACAACGCCCCCAGGGUCUGUUGUUAUUGACAGUCGACAGUGUGUCUGUGAGAAUGGAGAACUGAAAUGUUCUCAGGAUUGUGGGUGCAGAAAUGGGAAGGUUUGUGUUCAUUGCUCCGAGAAUCUUGUUAACACAACUCAGAAAACCUGUGACAGCAAACCAAUGGGUGCCAAAAUGACCUGUGAGAGUGGCUGUUACUGCCCAAAUGACCAGUACGAGGAUCACCGUGGAAACUGUGUUUCUCUGCACAACUGCACCUGUGUGUACAGCGGCAAAGUAUUCAGUGCAGGACAGCAUGUCAAAACCAACUGUAAAACAUGUGUCUGUGAUCAGGGUAAGUGGGACUGCAAACACGAGCAGUGCCCUGGGAAAUGUCAAGUUUACGGAAACGGACACUACCAGACCUUUGACUCCAAAUGGUACCGCUUUGAUGGACAAUGUCAGUACACACUUGUAGAGAAUGACUGUGGAAAUAGAAACGGCACCUUCUCUGUCAGAGUGGAGGGUGUGCCCUGCUGUGAUGAGGCGCUUACCUGCUCUCGCUCUAUCGUCAUCGACCUGCAGGGCAAGGUCACCCUGACACUGAGUGACAUGAAGGUGACCAGACGCCAUCAUGAAGGCUGGACUCUGCAGGACCAUUCCCUUUACUCCACACACACUGUGGGACUCUACAUCAUAAUCUCAGUGCCAAGCAGAGGGAUAACUCUCAUCUGGGACAAACACACCCGGAUCACCAUAGAGCUGCAUGUAGACUGGAAGAACAGAGUGUGCGGCCUCUGUGGGAAUUUUGACUCCAACGAGAUGAAUGACCUACAGAUAAGUGGCUCAGCAGUGGUGUCCAGUCCCCUGGCAUUUGGCAACAGCUGGAAAGCCGCCACACCCCCUUGCUCUGAUGUGACCACUGAGAUAUUUCCAUGUGAACGCAAAUCUUACUGCUCAGCCUGGGCCCAGCGGCGCUGUAUGAUCAUUACAGGAGACACAUUCAAAGAUUGCCACUUAAAAGUGGAGCCAGAUCCCUACUACCAAGCCUGUGUGCAGGAGUCCUGCUCCUGUGAGUUUGAAGGGAAGUUUCUGGGCUUCUGCACAGCUGUGGCAGCCUACGCAGAGGCAUGCAGCGACCAGAAUGUGUGUGUAAAAUGGAGGACACCUGAUUUGUGCCCGGUCUACUGUGACUUCUACAACGAGCAAGGCCAGUGUAGCUGGCACUAUGAAGCCUGUGGUGAGAUGCUAACCUGCGGCAAAGACAACUACAUCAAUCACAAGUUGGAAGGUUGCUACCCCAGAUGUUCAAGGGCAGCGCCAUACUAUGAUGAAAAUACUGGUGAAUGCACUGAAUUGAGGAACUGCACCUGUUAUUUUAAUGACACUGUCAUUAAGCCUGGGGCAGUGGUGAUGAUACAGUCUAUAGAGUGCCGCUGUGAAAAUGGAACAAUAAGCUGUCGUAAGUCUACCACCACUACACCUACCAUCACUACACCUACCACCACUCCCACCACUACACCUACCAUCACUACACCUACCACCACUCCCACCACUACACCUGCCAUCACUACACCUACCACCACUACACCUGCCACCACUACCACCACUACACCUUCCACCACUCCCACCACUAUACCUACCACCACUACAGCUACCACCACUCCCACCACUACACCUACGUGUACGUGUACAGACUUGAAGAGGAGAAAACAGUGGAAUUGCGGUGAGACGUGGACAGAGGACUGCUUUCAUAAAAACUGUACAGAUGGGAAGAUAGAGUUGACUUCGGUGGAUUGUCCAACUACUCCAAUUCCAAAGUGCCCCAGAGACCAGGUCACAAGAGUCUCAGAUGGAUGCUGUGAAACAUGGAAGUGUGACUGUCGCUGUGAGCUAUAUGGAGAUCCCCACUACAUCUCUUUCCAAGGUGUAACCUUUGAUUUCCUGGACGAUUGCACCUACAUCCUGGUGGAGGAGCAGUCCCCACUUCAUAAUCUGACCAUUGCUGUGGACAACUUCUACUGUGUGCAGGGCCUCCGAGGCUCCUGUGCUAAAGGCAUCAUCCUGAAAUAUCAGAACAACAUAGCUACACUCAGUAUCCUUCCCAAUAACUUUGUACAGGCCACUCUGAACAACGUAACCAUUGAGCCGCCAUAUGAGGAGCAUGGGUUGAGGUUUGAGACCACGGGGUACAUAGUGUCAAUCUACAUCCCAGAAGUUCGCUCUUAUGUCUCCCUCAGUCCGUAUUAUACCCUGGUGGUCAGUCUGGCUAUGGAGCACUUCCUCAACAACACCCAGGGACAAUGUGGUGUAUGUGGUGGUGGAUCAUGUAUCCGUAAAGGAGGGCAGAUCGAGGAAGACAGCUGCUGUGAUAAGACGGCCUAUGACUGGGUGUACUCUGACCCGCUGAAGCCAGCGUGUGUUUCUGCACCAAGGAACAGAUCUUGUCUUGUACCCUCUGUCACACCCCCCACUUCACCCUCCUGCUCUGCGAGCAGACUAUGCGAGCUGCUAGACCACCCAGUCUUUUCAAAUUGCAGCAGGUACAUGAAUCUGAAAUCUAAAAAGAAGAACUGUGAGUUUGAUUCAUGCAGAAAUGGUCCUUGCUCUUCACUAGAACAAGCUGCUGAUGAAUGCAAGAAGGCUGGUUUCUGUAUUGACUGGAGAGGACUGACUGAUGGAGGCUGUAAUGUGACAUGUCCAGAAGGAUUGGCUUACAGAGAAUGUCAUAACAAGCUGGAUGACUUCUGCGAUGGAGGGAGACAAUAUCCAGGAGCCUCCCUCGAGAAAAACGAGGCAGGCUGUUUUUGUCCCAGUGGCCUCUUCAGGGCAGGAAAUCACCCUGACAUCUGUGUGCCUGACUGUGCCUAUUGUAAAGGACCACUCGGUGAGCCCAAACUGCCUGGUGAGGUAUGGCAGUCCGGCUGUUAUAUAUGUACAUGCAACAACCAGACUCGCACAGAGAAGUGUGAUCUAAAACCUCCUGAGCCAGCUCCCCUCUGUGGCCCCAAUGCUGUACUGGUAAACACCUCUUGCUGUGGUGAUCAGAUUUGUGUUGAGAAGACGUGCAGUUAUCAUGGACAAACAUACAAGGUUGGAGACAGAUGGACGGAUGCCGCCCAUCCCUGCUUGUCAUAUAAUUGCAGCAGUGAGGGUAUUCAGACUGAGACUAGAGUCUGUCCCACAGUAAAGUGUCAGGAGGAGGAAAGAAUUUGGGAUGAUCAACACUGCUGCUUUACAUGUAACCAGAGGUGUGCUCCGAAGGUGACCAAUAUCAAUGUUACCGUAGACAACUGUACCACCGUCAUGCAGAUACCUGUGUGUCAGGGCCAAUGUGUGUCUCAGCCCAGUGUCGUGUUACACGGUGACCUGCAGGUGGAGCAGAAGUGCAGAUGCUGUCAGGAGUUGAGCUCAGAGAGGAGACCAGUGACUCUGCAGUGCUUUGACCUCACGAUCAAAGACUACACCUACAAGCACAUCACCAGCUGUGAGUGCCGAGCCUGCAGCAUACCACGCUGAAAAAUACUGACAGCUCAGACUGGAGAUAUCCUUCAGAUUUCCAAAUUGAAAUCUAAUGUAUUCAAAUUUAAUGGAUUACUAAUCGAAAAUCCCUCCAAUUGAACAUGCUUUUUUCUGUAUUUAAAGCAAUUACUGAAUCUGUUUUCAAUCAAAUAAACCAAAUAUGCAUA